CAAAAUUUACAAAUCUCAAUAAGAUUGAGAGUAUUAUGUAUCAUAGAGAAAAAUAAGAUUCUUUUUGAAAAAUCAAAUAAAGUUGAGAUUAUUGUAAAAUAUUUUUCCAAAUAAAAAAAAAGAAUUUUGGUCCUUAUUCAGUCCACCUUUAUAGAGGUAGGAUUUAAAAGUAGUUUGCUGUUGAUUCAGGUUCUUCUGAGCUUGACUUCGUCCAUGGAGAUCGACGCAGCUCCCAUAAGCCGUUGUUCUAAAGAGCACCUGAGGAUCUAUAAGGAAUGGUUCUCAUGUGCCGAUUCAGAUGGAGAUGGACGCAUCACCGGUGGCGAUGCCACGAAAUUCUUCUCCUUGUCGAACCUUCCCCGCCAGGAUCUCAAGAAGGUAUGGGCAAUUGCAGAUUCAAAAUGGCAAGGUUAUCUAGGUUUUAAUGAAUUUGUGAUUGCUAUGCAGUUAGUGUCGUUGGCCCAAGCUGGACAAGAAAUCACCGUUGAUCUUUUGGAUGCAAAAGUUGACUUCAAAAACUUAGAGCCACCAAGGAUGGAAGGUUUGGAUACACUACUGGAACAGAAAAAUCAUGUGCCAAAAAGUGAACCCGAGCUGAAUGUCAGCCCUCUCAGACAAUCCUCCUCUCAAGCAGCUAGUUGGUUUCAGUCGUCAAAAUCUGCAAAGAAGGUCUCUUUAAGCUCUGUGACAUCAAUAAUUGAUGGAUUGAAAAAGUUAUACAUUCAGAAUCUGAAGCCACUAGAAGUUACAUAUCGCUUUAAUGAAUUUGUAUCUCCCUCAUUGACAAACAGUGACUUUGAUGCUAAACCGAUGGUGAUGCUUUUGGGUCAAUAUUCUACGGGGAAGACAACUUUUAUUAAGCAUCUGCUUAGGAGCAGUUAUCCAGGAGCUCACAUUGGGCCGGAACCUACAACAGAUAGAUUUGUUGUUGUUAUGAAUGGACCUGAUGAAAGAAGUAUUCCAGGGAACACAAUUGCCGUUCAAGCAGACAUGCCAUUCAGUGGUCUAACAACAUUCGGAACAGCAUUUUUGUCAAAAUUUGAAUGUUCUCAAAUGCCUCAUCCUCUGUUGGAGAACAUUACAUUUGUUGAUACUCCUGGAGUUUUAUCUGGAGAAAAGCAAAGAACACAACGGAGCUAUGACUUUACUGGUGUGACAUCUUGGUUUGCUGCCAAGUGUGACCUCAUCCUAUUGUUAUUUGAUCCUCACAAACUUGAUAUCAGUGAUGAGUUCAAACGUGUAAUUUCCUCUCUCCGAGGCCAUGACGAUAAGAUAAGGGUUGUUCUAAACAAGGCCGAUCAAGUUGAUACUCAACAACUUAUGCGGGUCUAUGGGGCAUUGAUGUGGUCCUUGGGCAAAGUCCUUAACACUCCCGAGGUCAUGCGUGUUUACAUUGGGUCAUUCAAUGACAAGCCUAUAAAUGAGGCUGCUACUGGUCCGCUUGGGAAAGAGCUUUUUGAAAAGGAACAAGAUGACUUACUGAGUGACUUGAGAGACAUACCAAAGAAAGCUUGUGAUCGCCGCAUAAAUGAAUUUGUGAAGCGUGCCAGAGCUGCCAAGAUCCACGCGUAUAUCAUCAGUCACUUGAAGAAGGAGAUGCCUGCAAUGAUGGGCAAAGCCAAAGCUCAACAGAGACUUAUUGAUAACUUGGCUGAUGAAUUUGCAAAGGUUCAGAGGGAACAACAUCUGCCUGCUGGGGAUUUCCCAAAUGUUGAACACUUCAAGGAAAUUCUGAGUGGCUACAACAUGGAUAAGUUUGAGAAGUUGAAGCCUAAAAUGGUACAAGCUGUGGAUGAAAUGCUUGGAUAUGACAUCCCUGAGCUUCUGAAGAAUUUCAGGAACCCUUAUGACUGAGACUGACUAGGCCACACCACAUCUCAGACUCUACCAGAGCUGUUAGCUGUUCAGGUGUAGUAAACACUACACACAGUA
Cuscuta campestris is the source of this 1932-nucleotide messenger RNA. Lineage: Eukaryota; Viridiplantae; Streptophyta; Magnoliopsida; Solanales; Convolvulaceae. The record is from the annotation of a GenBank genome assembly.